This is a messenger RNA of Periophthalmus magnuspinnatus, 1299 nucleotides long. It is a transcript of the gene c21h3orf38, whose product is annotated as chromosome 21 C3orf38 homolog. The record is from RefSeq and is a predicted model, not a curated record. The transcript has 4 exons. NCBI's taxonomy places the organism in Eukaryota, Metazoa, Chordata, Actinopteri, Gobiiformes, Gobiidae. The coding region runs from base 56 to 937 and encodes 293 amino acids.
AUUCACGGACGGACUAUCAAUGAACCAGGGCUGUUUACAUGUCAAAGCGUAAAAAAUGACAGGACUAUCCCUGACGGAGCGUGCAGAAUGUACAAAAAUAUUAAGACAAAUGACGCAUGCAGACUUAAUGUCUCUUAGCGAUACCGUUACAAAUAAGCUGAUUGUUGUGGAGAGUAGUAAAGAGGCAAUGGAAACUAUUCUGUCUUUCACCAAAUCUGCGGAAGAGCUCCUGAAGAGAAAGAAGGUUUUUCGUGAUCUGAUAUUCAAAUAUCUGGCAAAAGAAGGGAUUGCUAUGCCUACAACAAGUGAAAAACACGUACUUAUCAAAAGGACACUCGAACUUUGGUCAUCUAAAAAGAUGCAUGAAUCACAAGGACAGCGCAGUGACAGCCGAACCAGGCAGUACACAGAAACAGUGCCUACAGACCCAGGCUUUGAUCCUCAAAUACUUGGUCAGCAGUUCUGCCAGUGGUUCUUCGGCCUUUUGAAUAGUCAGAACCCGGCUCUGGGACAAGAGCGUCAGAAGUGGGGACCUGAGCACUUUUGGCCUGAUGCAAAAUUUCAUCUUCAUGCCAGAACAUGUGAAGAACAAGUGGAGGAGUUUGCUGGUGCAGAUAUGGUCAGUCUUCGCCUCUUGGCCUUGACUCAUGAGGAGCGCUUGAUUUUUAGUCCAAACCUGGAUGCCAAUGGUCUGAAAACGCUGGCGUCCCCCCACGGCCUGGUGCUGGUGGCUGUGGCUGGGACCAUCCACAGAGACGUGUCUUGUCUGGGAAUAUUUGAACAGAUAUUUGGUCUUAUUAAGUCACCGGUGGACAACAACUGGAAAAUAAAGUUUAUCAACUUGAAAAUCCGUGGCCAGGAUUCACUUAAAAACAAAGAGAUGUCAGCUCCAACAAUAAAUUAUAACUCCAGUGAUUUACAGCUUCUCUGCAGUUGAUACUAAUUCAUGAUUUUAUAUCUUAUUUGUUAAGUCAUUUUUGAGAUAGAGAGAGUAGAGUUUUACUUGCACACAUUAUUCAAACAUUUUGCUUGGGAAAUAAGUCACAAUGCAAAAAGUGUUUAUUUUGAUGGCCUGUGCCUUAUUGUACUUACUACACAGAGGUCCUUGUAAAUACUGUUACAUAAUAGGGUUUAUAUUACUUCAUCUAUGAGCAUCAUCUACUGUUCUUUACAUAGUGGUACAUUGAAAAAUUUUUGCACUACUUUUGUAUUCUAAUUAAAGCCACUCUGUUUUUAUUUCUAAAAUUUUAUGUUGAAGAAUCAGUUUAAAUAGAGAAUAAAGCAGUUAUGCUCCUGAGC